AGAAGCUACAGGUCCUUGAAGAGAUGGCAAAAUCCAUGGAUUUCUGUGUUUUCAGUGUCCUGGUGACUGGAUCCGACCGGGGGAUCGGUCUGGGUCUGGUGAAGAGGUUUCUGGAGCUGCCAUGUCCACCCAAGUGGGUCUUUGCUACAACCCUUGACCUGGAGGGAGAAGAAACCAAGGAGCUGAGAGAGUUGGCUUGCAAACAUCCGAAUCUGGUGAUGUUGCAAUUAGAUGUUACUAACCUUGAAAGCAUCCGAGCAGCUCAGAAAGAAGUGCAGAAAUGUGUUGGAGAAGGUGGUCUGACCAUCCUAUACAACAAUGCCGGCAUUUGGACUUUCACUGACCUGCAAACAGAAAAUGCCAAGGAUAUGAUGAGUGUUUAUUCUGUCAAUACCAUUGGUCCAUUACAAAUGAGUCAGGCCUUCCUACCCCUGCUGAAGAAGGCAGCCCAGAGAAGCCCAUGUCAAGGGCUGAGUUGCAGUAAAGCAGCUAUUAUUAACAUGUCCAGCAGCACGGGCUCAAUUGAAUUGAUGGAUUAUUGGGUCCAAUGUCAGAUAAUUGGAUACCGCUGCAGUAAGGCUGCUCUAAACAUACUCACGAAGUGCCAGUCUCUUCAAUAUUCAGCCGAUGGGAUUAUGAGUGUUGCCAUCUAUCCUGGUUCAGUUAGCACUACUCGCAACCCAAUUCCGGAAAUCAGUGUGGAAGAGAGCACUCAAGGCAUCAUAGCUGUGCUGUCCAAGCUUUGUGAAGAGGACAACGGGACCUUUUUGGAUUGGUUGGGUCGCCCAGUUCCCUGGUGAUCCAUCGGUCUCACCCUUAAGAGAGCGAGUGGCGAUGGAACCUCCAAUAAACCA
Messenger RNA from Notechis scutatus (mainland tiger snake), 854 nucleotides. RefSeq lists its product as uncharacterized. Gene Ontology annotation, cellular component: cytoplasm. The record is from RefSeq and is a predicted model, not a curated record. Gene Ontology annotation, molecular function: oxidoreductase activity. NCBI's taxonomy places the organism in Eukaryota, Metazoa, Chordata, Lepidosauria, Squamata, Elapidae.